UCACACAAACGGGCUCGUGAAUUGCGUAUGUGAUUGAAGCAACCAGGUCUGAUCGCGGAACGACGCUUCAAAGAGCAGCACGACUGUCGACGCGACACCAUGGACGAGGGCGGCCAAGGACACAGCGAGGGCCCGAUUACUAGUUCUAGUUCCACUGGCAAGCUUCGGCCUCGCAGCCCCACAGCAGUAUCGAUCCUGGCGUUUGGGGACUCGUUGACAGAGGGCUACACGGACUUUGGAGUACGAUUUCACUCUUACGGAUGUACGUUCAUUUCUGGCUAUCCCUUCAUCCGCCCCUUUUACGACCGCGACAAGUAGAAUAACCGUUGUUUCUUUUCCUUGUCGAAAAGCCACCCUUGCGAGGCGCAGAAACUGCUGCGCAAGCAUCGCUUUUCGGGUCGGGCAGAUUCUCCACGACGGCCGCGCUGCCUUUGCUGAGAAAGGUCCCAACUGUCCGGAAUCGAUGAACUCGGGUACGAGUGGGGCUGCCUCUUCGUCGUCGUCGUCGUCGCAGAAGCUUCGGCUUCAUGAGGAGGCGAAGAUACGAAUUCUCGCGUUCGGCGCCUCGCUCGUGGCGGGAUACACCGAUCACGGGCGACGAUAUCAUCCGUAUGCACUGGCGUUGAAGCCGGCGCUUCAAAAGCUUUGUCCGGGGCUCAAGAGGGUCACGGUCGACGUGGAAGGUCAGAGCGGGGACUGCGUCCUGACCUCACUGCGUGGAGAGUUCCAAACCCGGUUGCAGCACGCCGCACCCGCGGGCAAGACGAAAUACGACCUCGUCAUUAUCUUGGGCGGCACAAACGAUCUCGCUUACAAGCUCGAUAGAGGCCUCGAAGGGGCCGAGGAGAUCUUCGAGCAUGGCUUGAAGGUGCUGUACGACUACGUUCUUGGAAGCACAGACGCGAGCCUGCUCGUCAUGACCGUGCCGGAGCGAGCCAUCGACAAGCAGAGCUCGCCGCUGGCAAAGCGCGCUCGAGAGGCCAGGGAGCACCUCAACAGCUUGAUAAAGCGGUGGGCGGCGGAGCAAAAGGAACGCGUCUUUCUGAUGGAUCUGGCGCCCAUGGUGCCGUUCCCGGCUAGCAACAACGACGACGACGAUGGCCAGCCUGGCAAGGGUUACUGGAGCCCCGAUGGGCUGCACAUGUCGGUCGCCGGAUACGACUUUGUGGGCGAGCAGCUCGCGGGAGUGAUCCACAAGCUGCUGAGCGACUAGGUGGUUGAAGAAUAUGAGCGAUUACAGACGACCUUAUAAUCCAGCACUUGACGUAGACUGAAACGAAAACCUCUACAAACACACACAAUAAAAAAAAGACUUUCAUCUCUUCCUCGUUGACGGC
Messenger RNA from Verruconis gallopava, 1337 nucleotides. RefSeq lists its product as hypothetical. Lineage: Eukaryota; Fungi; Ascomycota; Dothideomycetes; Venturiales; Sympoventuriaceae. The coding region runs from base 464 to 1213 and encodes 249 amino acids. Gene Ontology annotation, molecular function: phosphatidylcholine lysophospholipase A1 activity. The record is from RefSeq and is a predicted model, not a curated record. The transcript has 2 exons.